UGGGGAUACAGACUUUCAAAUUGUGAAUUGAAAAACAAUCAACGUAGAUGAAUGGCUUUUGUUUUCUGUAUGACUUGUUUUUCGAUCGUGCUGUUUGGACUCGGAGUAUCAACUGAUACUCAUUCUUGCAAAGGAGAUUGGGAACUAUUUUUUCAUGCACCGAGUGGAAACGGAGAGGAGGUUUUGAAAGCAUGGAAAACCAGACACAAUAAUUGUGACAUAAUCUCUGGAAUCUGUCCAUGUUUGAUAAAGAAUGGAUGCCUUCCUCCUAAAGCUAGACUGGAAACAUUUGUAUCAACCAAGAAAAUUUUAAGAAGUCCCUACAUUGACUAUUGGAAUUGUCUGAAUAUCAAAAAGAUCAAGAUUGAGUUAAAUACGCAAGGUGAAACAAUGGCUUUCAUCGAAUUUAAUGGGCAGAAUUCUGACUACCUAAAUUGGUUUCACAAUAGCAGAAUUGUCAACACCAGUUGGACUGACAUGCAGAAAAGUGGUUCUUAUAACUUUUUCUCAAUUGACAAGGAAACCCGAUUUAGCAGAAAAUUUUUCAUCAACAAAAACUAUGGAGGGUGUGCUAAAGACGCUGGAUGGUUAGUUGUAAACGACAUCAAUGGCUCCAAGCCAUGUAAGUGGGAAAAGCAAAAACCAUAUCCCCAGUUUUUGUAUGGCAAGCAGAAGAAAAUAACAAAAUGGAACGAUAUGAAGUUUGGAAGAGCUGAUGUUCUAAACAUAUAUAUACAAAGAUAGAUCUGACACGUUUUGCUAAUUAAAAAAAACACAUAUUG
This is a messenger RNA of Magallana angulata, 782 nucleotides long. RefSeq lists its product as uncharacterized. Lineage: Eukaryota; Metazoa; Mollusca; Bivalvia; Ostreida; Ostreidae. The coding region runs from base 52 to 744 and encodes 230 amino acids. The record is from RefSeq and is a predicted model, not a curated record. The transcript has 6 exons.